CCAGGCAUGGAGGCGGCGGAGCUGCGGGUGGGGUUCGUGGGCGCCGGGCGGAUGGCGGGGGGGCUGUCCCGGGGGCUGCUGCGGGCAGGGAAGGUGUCAGCCAGCAGCAUCCUGGCCAGCGCUCCCUCGGAUAAAAACCUGGAUGCCUGGCGGGACUUGGGCUGCCGGACCACCCACUGCAACCUGGAGGUGUUGCAGGAGAGCACCUUGGUUUUCCUGGCCACCAAACCCCACAUCCUGCCCGGAGUCCUGCAGGAAAUCCGUCCUGCCGUGGGACCCCACCACGUCGUCGUCUCCCUCGCUGCUGGUAUCACCCUGCAGACCCUGCAACGGCUUCUCCCUGCUGGGACCAAGGUGCUGCGGCUUAUGCCCAACCUGCCCUGCGUGGUGCAGGCAGGGGCGAUGGUCUUUGCCCGGGGCAGUGUUGUUGGUGACAUGGAAGCCACCUUGCUGAAGAACCUCUUGUCCUCCUGUGGGCUCUGCGAGGAGGUCCCCGAAUCCUACAUCAACAUCCACACCGGCCUCAGCGGCAGCGGGGUGGCCUACGUGUACCUGUUUGCUGAAGCUUUGGCUGAGGGAGCGGUGAAGAUGGGGAUGCCGGGUGGCUUGGCCAGCAGGAUCGCGGCUCAGACGCUGCUGGGUGCAGCAAAGAUGAUGCUGGAGACAGGGGAGCACCCAGCAAAGCUUCGAGGAGAUGUCUGCACACCCGGGGGCACCACCAUCCACGCACUGCACGAGCUGGAGAAGGGUGCCCUGAGGGCCACUGUCAUGAACGCCGUGGAGGCGGCCACCAAGAGGGCCUGUGAUGUGUCUGAGGACUAGUGGCUUGUCUGGAGACAAACCCCUCUGUCCUUCCCCCCUCUUCAGGGGACAGGGGGACCCUGACACCCCCAGGAGACCCUGGCUGGGGGUGGGAGAUGGUGUGUGGACCCACAUCCAUGCUACGUGCUACCUCUGCAGGGUUUCAACCAAAUAAAUGUCAGCAACAUUUA
Molecule: messenger RNA, 992 nt
Organism: Calypte anna (Anna's hummingbird)
Lineage: Eukaryota; Metazoa; Chordata; Aves; Apodiformes; Trochilidae
Gene: PYCR3
Product: pyrroline-5-carboxylate reductase 3
Exons: 6
Coding region: 7-822 (271 amino acids)
Biological process (GO): L-proline biosynthetic process
Molecular function (GO): pyrroline-5-carboxylate reductase activity
Source: RefSeq, a predicted model, not a curated record